Molecule: messenger RNA, 1266 nt
Organism: Bicyclus anynana (squinting bush brown)
Lineage: Eukaryota; Metazoa; Arthropoda; Insecta; Lepidoptera; Nymphalidae
Product: odorant receptor 67c-like
Exons: 10
Coding region: 53-1192 (379 amino acids)
Biological process (GO): detection of chemical stimulus involved in sensory perception of smell; sensory perception of smell
Cellular component (GO): plasma membrane
Molecular function (GO): olfactory receptor activity; odorant binding
Source: RefSeq, a predicted model, not a curated record
CACCUGUUGGAACAUAUACUUCUGGUUCGUGUUCCUCAAUGUUACGGUGGCGAUGACGCUAGAAGCUAUUAACAUGCUCCAGACGGCAGCUGACGGCAGCUUCCUCGACCUUUUCACCAUGAUGCCGUGCGUGGGGUACCUCCUCGUCGCCCUGGCAAAAGCGCUCAAGAUUAAGAUGAACAGGUCCGUGUUUGAAAACCUGGUCUCUGAGCUACGAGACAUGUGGCCCCACGGACAGAUACCUCAGGAUGAGCACGAGGUACUCAGUACUGCGUUGAACCAGCUCAAACUACUUGUGAGAGCUUACUUCUCCUGCAAUAUGAUGCUCGGCUCCAUAUUCAUCCUGCCAGUUCUCUUCGUGUAUAUAAAAAGUUGGCUUGGUUACGAUGUCCAGUUCAUUCUACCGUUCGGUUAUUGGUUGCCGUUCGAUCCGUACCAGGAUAUAAAGUAUCUCUUUGAGAUUGUAUUUUUUGUGAUGACUUGCCAUUGUUUUCUUUCAGCGCUUUCCAUGAUGGCAGGGGACUUGUUGUUCAUCGUAUGCCUGAGUCACAUCACGACUCAGUUUGCUCUAUUAUUAGUCCGGAUUGACAAACUGUUUCAUGUCCCCAUAGACGACCAACUAGUCGAGACAUAUCCACUUGGUAUGUAUUUACCCUUUACAAAAAAUAAACAGCAACUGGAAAUAGAGAACAAUCCUUCUUCUAUUGAUGACAAUGAUCGUGACAAAAGAAUUGAGGAGGAACUGGUCUUCAUAAUAGAAAGGCAUCGAGCAUUGAUCAGAUUAUCCAGUGACAUAGAGAAUAUGUACACAUUUUCACUGCUCGUUAACUUCAUGAACAGUUCGGUUAUCAUCUGCUUUUGUCUUUUUUGUGUUGCUUUUGUCGAGAAAUGGAACGAGUUUAUAUACAAAAUAUUUUUUACCACUGCAAUAUCACAGACGUUUAUUCUGUGUUGGUACGGACAGAGAUUAAUGGAUACAAGCACCGGUGUGGGUGAGGCGCUGUACAACUGCGGCUGGUAUACUGCUACGCAUAAAACAAAGAAGUCCAUUCUAAUAAUGAUACACAGGGCACAAAAGGAGGUUCACAUAACAACUUACGGAUUUUCUGUUAUUUCUUUGGCAAGUUACGCAACGAUUCUCAGGACUUCGUGGUCAUAUUUUACUCUCCUGAUUAAUAUGUAUAAGGAAUAAAAAAACUUUGUUAGUGUCUUUGCUGUAAUAGCACGUAGUAGAAUAAAUAUUUACAUUAAUAAAUAGGUAGCACC